AAGCGCCAAUACGCUCGCUGCGGCGUGGGGCAUCUGACCUGAGAUCAGUCUCCGCAUUUUAACCGUCUCAGACAAACGCUAGACCUACCCGGAUUAUUUCGCACUGUCUAAAGGGGAACUGCGAGAAAGUUUUCGUUUACGAACCAUCAUGUCUUUUGCAGAUAAACGCGUUUGAGUCAGUCACCGUUUAAUUCGUUCGUGCGCACAUUCCGCUGACGUUUUGCCCAGCACGCGCACACUCGCGCCCGCACUGCUGGCGUGAUCAGAAAGGCUGCUCGCGAACACAGAGCAGAAGACAAAAUUACAUUGCAGCAUAGUUCUGAGGUGAGAAUCUACGGCCGCCAUCAUGCCAUUAUUUGGUAAAUCUCACAAGAAUCCCACAGAAAUUGUGAAAACCCUGAAGGACAAUCUGUCCAUUCUGGUCAAGCAGGACAAGAAGACAGAAAAGGCUUCAGAAGAGGUGUCCAAAUGUCUGGUGGCAAUGAAAGAGAUCCUGUAUGGCACCAACGAUAAGGAGCCACACACAGAAACCGUUGCCCAGUUGGCCCAGGAGUUGUACAACAGCGGACUGCUCAUCUCACUGGUGGAAAACCUACAAGUCAUCGACUUUGAGGGUAAAAAGGAUGUGUGUCAGAUCUUCAACAACAUCCUGCGUCGGCAGAUCGGGACCCGCAGCCCAACAGUGGAAUAUUUCUGCUCUCAUCAGGAAGUUCUGUUCAUCUUGCUGAAAGGGUAUGAGACGCCUCAGGUGGCUUUAAAUUGUGGGAUUAUGCUGCGCGAGUGCAUCCGGCACGAGCCUCUCGCCAAAAUCGUCCUUCACUCCGAACACUUCAAAGAUUUCUUCAGCUACGUGGAGAUGUCUACGUUUGACAUCGCCUCUGAUGCGUUCGCCACCUUUAAGGAUCUGCUCACAAGGCACAAGGUUCUGGUGGCAGAAUUUUUAGAACAGAACUACGAUGCGGUUUUUGAUAACUAUGAGAAACUGCUUCAUUCUGAGAACUACGUGACCAAGAGACAGUCAUUGAAGCUGCUGGGCGAACUGCUUCUGGAUAGACACAACUUCACAGUCAUGACGCGGUACAUCAGUAAACCAGAGAACCUGAAGCUCAUGAUGAAUCUUCUGAGAGAUAAGAGUCCAAACAUUCAGUUUGAGGCUUUUCAUGUCUUCAAGGUGUUUGUGGCCAACCCGAAUAAAACGCAGCCCAUCGUAGACAUUCUUUUGAAGAACCAGACGAAACUCAUCGACUUCCUUAGCAACUUUCAGAAGGAUCGCACAGACGACGAGCAGUUUAACGACGAGAAGACGUACCUCGUCAAACAAAUACGAGACCUAAAGAAGCCAGCCUCCUAAACUUUAGCUAUUGCAGUAUUAGGAAAAAACGACAAAAACACAGAAAAAAAAUUAACAAUAAUUCUAUUUAAAAUCUUGGAAAUUUUCUUUUCUUAGUUGCGAGGCUUACAAAAGAUGGUUCCCGAUCGUCAUUGAUGUUCUCUGUUCAUAUUUACUUCUUCUCCAUUUUCUUUCAUGUUUUUUUUUUUUAACGCAAACGUUUGUGCCAGAAUAGGAUGUUUUAAAAGUAGGAAUCAACCAGUUUCUAUUACACGGCCUCUUGACAGCAAGACACGUUGCGGAGUAGGAAGAAAACUUUCAUUUCAUUCUGGAGGCUUUUCUCGACCCCAGACACUCCACGUUCUCUGUUGUAUCUACUUCGCCACAACGCAGGUUUCGUUACGCUGACGGAAGACGGAUAUUGCUGGAAGAGGGGGAAUUCCCAAACUAUUCCCAAAUUAUUUAUGAGCUGUUGAGGACUUUAAACUGCACUAACCUUCGUACUUGCAUUCCUUUUGUCAUCCUUUUUUUUUAGGCAUCGAUAGGUUUCAUUUCUCUGUGCUGUAAUCAAAACACUACACACCUGAUUGCUUCCUUGCUAUUAUCCCAGACAGCAGACGACUACGGGCUGGGUCCUGCCAACUUCGGCGCAGAUUCGGCCCGGAGUCGUUUGCUGUCUGGGAAUCCUAUUCUAUUGUUUGUUUUGUGUUAUGAGAAUUAUUUAGAAAUUUAUCAGUAUUUUUAUUAUUGUUUAUCAAAGCUCAAACAGGAGGAACAGGUUUGUGCUUAAAAAAAAAAGUUAGACUUUAUGUACUUUUUGAGUCGCCAUUGUGUUGAUCAGAUUAAGCUAGCAUCAUUUAGUUUACUCUUUUCAAGAAAAAACACUGAUUGUCCUCUUAAGGUGGUUGCCAUUUUAGUGAGAGAGAGACUAAACAGCUUUAGGUUAACCCGAUGUAUAUUCCAACUCAUUGAUUCCAUUAGGUCUGUAAAACAUAUCAAUACUAUAGUACUAUGGUAUUACUGUAGUGCUCUGGUGUUUUACUUUUUACUAUUAGCAUUUUGUCCUACGACUCAUAAUUCAACUGUCCGUGAUGAUUUUGACAGAAAUAGAUUGUCGCGUAGCUGAAACACGAAAUGAAAUAAGGGCGCUUAUGUACAAAACCGGUGCCUUUUGUUCUUGAGUUAUUAUUUUACUCUUGCUCAUUUUUAUUUGAGUACAUUUCGGAAGGGGGAGCUUAAUUUCUUUGUAUUAUUUCUAAUAUGUUCUUAUUGAGCAUAUUUAGCUUGAUUAAGCAAUGAACCUCUUUAACUCGCUAUAUUUGAGUUAUGCUGUUGAAGAAAAUUCAUUAAAUCGCAUUGUUUCUCUUUGA
Misgurnus anguillicaudatus (oriental weatherfish) is the source of this 2700-nucleotide messenger RNA. The record is from RefSeq and is a predicted model, not a curated record. NCBI's taxonomy places the organism in Eukaryota, Metazoa, Chordata, Actinopteri, Cypriniformes, Cobitidae.